Molecule: messenger RNA, 864 nt
Organism: Pipistrellus nathusii (Nathusius's pipistrelle)
Lineage: Eukaryota; Metazoa; Chordata; Mammalia; Chiroptera; Vespertilionidae
Source: the annotation of a GenBank genome assembly
AUGCACCCCGUCUGUGUGAGGCGGGAGCCCAGCAUCCCCAGCUACGGGCUGCGGCGGUCCAUCUCCCUGAACAGCAGGCUGCAGGACUGCUAUGUGGACUCCCCGGCCCUCGCCAGCAUCUGGACGGCCCGGGCAUGCGGCCCCGCCCCGGGGACCGCCUCCUCCUGGGAGGUGGUGGAGAGCCCCAUCGUCCCCAGCUCGCUGUCCCUGCUGAAGCUGGUGCUCCGGCGACGGCUGAAGGACACGUGCUGCCCGGGACCCUGCCCGUUUGGAGAAGCAAAGCCCUCGAAGGGAGCGGAGCCCGAGGACCAUUCGGCCACUCGGCGGCGGGGCAGGAGGAGACACGCCAUCGGUCCGAAGAGCAAGCCGGUCCGGGGCCGGCAGCCGGCCUCCCCCAGGCGCCGGAGGCCUGCAGGGGGCACCGACCAGAGUGAAGCAAGUUCAAAGGAGAGAAGGGGAACCGCCCGCCAAGAUCCCGAGAGCAGAUACGCCGAACAUGUGGCCGCCCCCCAAGCGCCGGCCAGGGACGUGGGGCCCGCGGCCUGCCAGGGCCGGGCGCCGCCGCCCGGAGCCGGGACCAGACCGCAGCGGUCAGACGUGCUCACCAUCCACGGCCUCCCCGCCGAGGCGUACCGGGCUCUGUACCACGCCGCGGUGGAGCCGAUGCUGUGGAACCCUUCGGGGACCCCCAAGCGGUACAGCCUGGAGCUGGGCAGGGCCGUCAAACAGAAGCUCUGGGAGGCGCUGUGCAGCCAGGCCGCCGCCCCCCACGGGGCUCAGGACCCCUUGCCGGCCAGGACGUGGCUGGCGGUCGACGGGGAGCCUGUGCCCGAGACGUGGCCCAAGGUCAGGAGGGAGAAAUAG